Molecule: messenger RNA, 522 nt
Organism: Ochotona curzoniae (black-lipped pika)
Lineage: Eukaryota; Metazoa; Chordata; Mammalia; Lagomorpha; Ochotonidae
Gene: CD164L2
Product: CD164 molecule like 2
Exons: 5
Coding region: 1-522 (173 amino acids)
Cellular component (GO): cytoplasmic vesicle
Source: RefSeq, a predicted model, not a curated record
AUGGCCCCGCUAGGACCCCGCUUCCUGCGGGCCGCGCUCUGUGGUGGCUGCUGCUGCCUGCUGCUGUGCGCGCAGCUCUCUGCCGCUGGUAAAGGAGCCCCCGGCUUUGGAAGGGGAGCUCUGCUCCGCCUCAGCGUCCGACCUGCCGUCGCGGGGACCUGUCAGCAGCUGGAGCCCUGUGAGCGCUGCGUACAGGCGGCCGGCGCACAUAACCACUCCGGUUGUGUGUGGAGGCGCUGUGGCCCUGAGGAAUCAGGACACUGCGUGGCCCAAGGGGAGGCGGCCAGGGCAGGUUGCUCCAUCUACAACCGCUCUGAAUUGUGCCCAGCUGCCCACCACCACCCCACUGAUGAGCCGGAGACCAUCACGACAAGGGAACCCCCAGCUCCCGAAGGCCCCAACCCUGGCUUUGACGGGGCCAGCUUCAUCGGGGGCGUCGUGUUGGUGUUGAGUUUGCAGGCGGUAGCCUUCUUUGUGCUGCGCUUCCUCAAGGCCAAGGACAGCACGUACCAGACACUGUGA